GAAAGUUUGGUUGAACAGCCUAAUUUCGUUCUUCAAGAUGAAAUUUUGGCCUCUGUUUAAACUUUUUCUAAUACAUUCUCGCUAUCUGCGGUCAUCCUCCCAAAACGGUUAUAAGAUUUGCUGAGAUUAUGAAAUUGACGCAGCAUUUUAUGAGUUUGGAAAUGGAAUCAAGUAAGGAUCCUGAGAAUCAGCUCAUGAUUGAAGGAAAUAUUGCUCAGAAUAUGAAGAUCGAUCCGGAGAGAGCUCGGUUUCCAUGUUGCAUUGUGUGGACACCUCUUCCUGUUAUUUCUUGGCUUGUUCCUUUCAUUGGUCACAUUGGUAUUGGUAGAGAGGAUGGAGUAAUCUUGGACUUUGCUGGCCCCAAUUUUGUUUGUGUGGACAACUUCACAUUUGGAGCUGUCGCACGGUAUCUUCAAAUCAACAGAGAUAAGUGUUGCAUUUCGGCUCAUAGAAGUGAAGAAGAAUUGAGGGAAGUUGAUCAUAGCAGAGAAAUUUCAACAUGGGAUGAUGCAUUGCGGAGGAGCACUCAAGAGUUCCAACACCGAGCCUACAAUCUCUUGACAUGCAAUUGUCAUUCCUUUGUGGCUAAUAAUCUGAACAGACUUGGCUUUCGCACAGGUGGAUGGAAUGUGGUGAACCUUGCAGCUCUGAUCUUUCUCAAGGGUCGGUGGGUCAGUAAAGGAGCUGUUAUCCGAACGUUCUUACCAUUUGUUGUGGUUUUCAGUAUUGGACUCGCAUUGGGGGAUACUACGUUUCUUACCUUCUUGGCAUUCUUCACUUUCUUCUUGGUUGGUUGGUUCAUUCUCGGUACUUACGUCUUCAAAAAUUUGGUUCAGUUGUAAAAUGUAACACAUUGGAUUCUGGUAGUUAAGUGAAGGUCAAUUGCUUUUCUUCGUUGUAUUUGUCCAAAUCUAUGUUAUUGUGCCGUGCAGUUCAUAUGGCGUAUUAUAUACCAUGUAGGUAGGAGGCAAAUCAUUUGAUGUAACUCACGACCGUGAAUUCUGGCAGCUUGUUUAGGCCAUUAAUGAAUAGAGUUCAUGAAAUGCUAACUAGAUAAGUGAUUAUGAUAAAUCAAAAUAUCUAAAUAAAAUCGUUUGUACAAUUUUAAAUCA
Cucumis sativus (cucumber) is the source of this 1112-nucleotide messenger RNA. Its product is annotated as protein RTE1-HOMOLOG. Gene Ontology annotation, biological process: regulation of ethylene-activated signaling pathway; response to ethylene. The coding region runs from base 129 to 842 and encodes 237 amino acids. The transcript has 3 exons. Lineage: Eukaryota; Viridiplantae; Streptophyta; Magnoliopsida; Cucurbitales; Cucurbitaceae. The record is from RefSeq and is a predicted model, not a curated record. Gene Ontology annotation, cellular component: endoplasmic reticulum; Golgi apparatus.